AUGGACGACCACAUCUGUCUGAUCUGCCACGAGAGCAAGGACCCGUCCAAGGCCAGGUUCGCACACGUGCGCUUGGGCCUGGACGAGCCUCCGGAGCCGGUGCUGUGCAAGUGCAAGGACCCGAUCAAGAUCAUCACCUCGAUCAGGGACAAGAUCGACGCUGCGGCCACGGUCACGAACUCCAUCCCGAGCACGCUCAUGGACUCGUUGGCGGAGAUGAACAUCGACACGGCCCACAUCGACUCCGUGGGCUCGAGGCCGACCAGGGAGGUGGAGCUGAGGUUGCAGGGGGACUUGCCCAAGCUCGCGUUCAAGAAGAUGGAGAAGGGCCUGUUCGAGAACUCGACCACGAGGAGGAUCAGGGAGAGGGCCUGCAUCUGCUGGACGGGCCCGGACACGAACUGGAAUGCGAAGGUGAGGAUGAGGUCGAACGGGGAGGCCACCAUGAAGGUGAGCAAGAGCAGGGCGAAAGUGGUGCCCGGGUACAUCCUGGCGAUCUCGGAUGAGUACAGGUUCAGCGGCAGGAUCAUGCACGUCCAGAGGGACGUGGAGAUGAACGAGAUCAGGUCCGUGCUCAGGGUCAGGGGCGUGGACGUGAACAUCAUCGCGAGGAAGUACGAGAGCGAGGACAAGGUGUCGUACGCGGCCGAGUUCGAGAUCGAAGGGAAGGUCACCAACAGCAUCGUGAGGUCGGUCCUGUGCCUGGCGCUGGGCACCAUCGGCACCAUCAGUUCGAUGACAAGGGAGAUCGACUCCGAGUUCAUGCGCGACGUGAGGUCCAACGACCACGUCGUGAUCGACGUCCCGGACGUGACGGGCUACUCGGGCAUCUUCCUGGCCAAGGCCGACGGCAUGAAGGUGUACGUCUUCUGCUACCGCUUCGGCUAUGUGGUGACGGUCACAGACCCGCACCUGAGCAUCGUCACGUGCAUGGUCACGGUCACGCACGGCGACUUGCCCGAGAUGACGGCCACGCCCGACGUCGUGCUGGCGGAGAUGAUGAUGGACGGGAGCCUGGUCUACAUCGACACCCUGGCCAUGAACAGCGACGGAAAGUUGCCCAAGAGCAUGAACGCGUCCGUGUGCCAGGUCACGGGCGAGAGGCCGCCUUUCAUCUACCGCAAGUCUUGGGACAGGUUGCCGUCCAAGGUCGAGCUCGACCUCGAGCCUAUGCCCAACGACGGGGUCGUGCUCACGAACAAGUUCAGGACCAUGCGCCUGAAGCAGCCCACGAUCGACCUCCUGUACAUGGACGGGAAGCUGAACGGCAUCGACAACGGCAUCAUCACCGAGGUCACGGACGGGAGCCCAGAGAUGGAGGAGGACACGGUCUACGAGAUGGACCUGGUCAAGGACAAGGAGACAGGCGAGAUCAAGGUCGUCAAGCCGAGGCAGAGGCCGCUCAAGAAGUUGCCCAACUCCAUGGACGUGAUCAAGAGAGCCAUCGCAAGUGCGAACGCGGACGUGAACACCAACAUGGUCUUGUUCGACAUCACGUCUAUGUCCUUCUCCAUGAGGGAGCGCGUGUACCAGAUGGCGCAGGCGAAGGCCCCCUCGACCAAGAAGCUGAUCGUGACCUUCGGCGUGGGCAGGUUCCAGGAGUGGAAGCAGAUGCUGUCCAACGGCUUCUCCUACAUCGCCAUCGACCCUGAGCUCAACUACUCGGACUUGGAGAAGAGAGCGAAGAGGGUCAGGAUCCUGCCCUACGACUUCAGCACGAACUUCAACACGCAGGUGCUCUCCAUCUCGAGCGGGGCGCAGACCGUGUUGUGGGCCAAGUGCACCUCCGAGUACUUCAUCAGGAAGGCGAUGCCCACCAUGAUCAUGGCCAGGCAGGGGAUCCCGGCUGUGUUCUCGUUCAGCAUCUCGUACCACGUGCAGGUCAUCUCCAUGCUCAGGACUGAGGGCGUGGCCACAUUCGGGUGCGGGUUCGUGCACGACUCCAUGUCCGGGACCGUGGGCAGAGAGCCGGUCACGAUGACGGUCAAGAACGCGAGCAGGGGCACGAGCAAGGAGGUGGUGUCGACCUUCGGCAAGUCCACGUACGUCGAGCCGUUCGUGAAGAUGUCCACGGUCAAGGGCUUGGUUUUGGUCAAGGACUCGAUGCCGGACUUGUGGGAGAGGGUGGACUCGAACACGGCCGAGAUCAUGGACAGGGCCGUGAUCAUGUACUCGUGA
Messenger RNA from Saxophila tyrrhenica, 2178 nucleotides. RefSeq lists its product as uncharacterized. The transcript has a single exon. Lineage: Eukaryota; Fungi; Ascomycota; Dothideomycetes; Mycosphaerellales; Extremaceae. The record is from RefSeq and is a predicted model, not a curated record. The coding region runs from base 1 to 2178 and encodes 725 amino acids.